GAACAUGCAGGACAUAACAGUAAGUGUUGUUGUGACUGUGAUGAGAGGAGUGCAAAGGAUUCGAAGGUGAAUAUAAAGGUUAAAUUAACCUCAGGGAUGUUUUUAAGGGACUUUCAGGACAGAUGAGACCAUCCAUCCUCUUGACAGCUGACCAGCCAGUCUGGCCACCAAAUAAAUUAAUAGACGGAUUGGUCACAUGUGGGCAGGCCUCCUGGUGCCUUCACCCCCAUGGGCAAUAUCCCAGGAAGGCUGUUAAGGGAAGAUGGUGAAGAUGGGAAACUGCAUCCAUGUUAUGAUGCCCACGUUUACAAACAAGCCCUCCCCACAUGACAACCGCGUACACGGAGAUGAAGUGGAAAACAGCAGGUUUGACGAUACUUCACCUUUCUCAUUCCUCAGACUCCAACCCACUUUGAUUCUGAAAGAUUUGACUGUUGUUUCCGGUCAGUCAGCUUGCCGAAGCAGUCAGAUUUCCGUCAUACUACUCAGAAUAAAAAUGGCAUCAGGAGAUGAGCUUCCAUCCCAUCUCGCUGUCGAUACCUCCAACGUUCAAAUUCUUCACUCUGAGACCUCAAAAAGACUUGUCGAAAAUUUUGUAAUCGCUCUCAUGAACAAGGAGCGUUUCUACAUCCGCACAUUCUUUUCGACAUACAAAGCAUAUACCACUGCUGAAAGUGUGUUGUACAUCCUCCUGGACAAAUAUGGAAGCUUUGGCACCUCAGAGGCAGAAGAGAUUCCAGUUAUCGAUUCAGUGAGCACAAACAGCGGAAACAGUGAUAACAUUCCGAGCUGUGAGGAGCUUGCAAAUCCAGUGCCUGCAGAGACAGUUACAGAGAUCAGAAAGUCCAAAACCUUUGACAGCCCAAACUCUGAGAAAGAUGAAGAACCAAGUUCACCAAAAGCGACUGCAGAAAUCUCAAAUUUUGGAAAUGUUGACAGUGCAAAUGGUGAGGAAAAUGGAAGUUGUGGUUCUUCAGGAUCCAGCGAAAUAAUUGCUAAGUCCAAAACCUUUGACAGCCCAAACUCUGAUAAAGUUGAAGAACCAAGUUCACCGAAAGCGACUGCAGAAAUUUCAAAUUCUGGAAAUGUUGACAGUGCAAAUGGUGAGGAAAAUGGAAGUUGUGGUUCUUCAGGAUCCAGCGAAAUAAUUGCUAAAAAAGAGGAAGGAACAAUCCAGAAUAAUUUUGAUUUGGAGGAGGUCCAACUUCAAAAGGAGCAAGAAGGCGUUUGCAGCAACUGUGAAAGCAUUGAGUCUGAACACUGUCCGAAUUCUGAUGAAAUUCAGAAUUUAAGUUCACCAGAAAAGGGAGCGACAGUCAAGAAAAGCAUAGACUUCAACAGAUCAAGCUUUCUAGAAGAAUAUAAUUUCAGUCCUGCAGAAAAGGAAACACUAAUGAAAAUUGCUAUACCUGAAAUUCUUGAAAUCUGGCUGGAGGAGUCUGCCGAAGACUUUCGUCAAGUUCCAACUUACUCUUGUCUCCGGAAGGUACUUUGCUACUUGAACCAGACAGUGCCGGGGUCAGAUGCUGAACAUCGGGCCCAGAAACUCCUGAGUCGGUUUUUGGUGGAGGAAACAGCGGAGAAAGAGAUGUUCAAAGGCUACCGUAGAAGAGUUAGAUUCUAUAUUGGAGAAGAACACGACCAAACCAUCGAACAAGUUGACGAAAAGCUCCUGUCCUACCCAUCACGCUUCAUUGCAGAGCAGCUGACUUUUAUGGAUGCUGAUCUUUUUCGGAAACUUGUGCCCAGCCAAUGUUUAGGGUCCAUCUGGUCUCAACGAGGGAAGGAAGAAAAACAGCAUCUGGUAUCAACCGUCCAGGCCACCAUUACACAGUUCAAUAAUGUUACAAAAUGUGUCACCAGCACCAUAUUAAGACCUCAACAGCUGAAACCACGGCAGAGGGCUAAAAUCAUUGAGAAAUGGAUUGAUGUUGCCCAGGAAUGUAGGACUUUGCAGAAUUUCUCGUCAGUGCAUGCAAUUACCACUGCAUUGCAAUCGAAUAGUGUGUUCAAUUUGAAGAAGACUUGGGCAGCCGUGUCAAAGAGCAGUAAGAUAACAUUUGAAGACCUUUCAAACAAUGAAGAAGAUAACUUUAUGGCAAGUAGAGAGCUGCUAAUGGAGGAUAUUGUUCAGGGAAUUGUGCCGUACCUGGGAACUUUCUUAACAGAAUUUUCAGCGCUGGAUUCGGCUUUCCCGAAUUACCAUUCAAAUGGCUUGAUCAACUUUGACAAGAGACAAAAAGAAUAUGAAAUAAUUUUGGGUAUCAAAUCCCUGCAGUUUGCUUGCUCAUCUUACACCCUUCGUCCAAACGAGAAUUUUCUAGACUUGUUCUUUCUGCAACAAUACUUAAGUGAGGAUAGCGAGUACGUAACUGGUAUUGUAGGAGUGUGCAGCUCCUCUGAACUCGAGAAACCGCCAAAGCCCAAAAAGAGUGUGUUUAAACGCCUCAGCUGCCUGUUUUCAAAGAGAGGUGUUAAAAUACACAACACUCAAACUAAAAGCUCUGAGCAGCGAGCAUCCCUUCAGAAUGAGGAUUCAGACAACAGCAUUACCGCAGCCAACAUUUUAUCCGAUUCCAGCCACUUGGAAAUGGAAGAGCCGAGCACUUCGCAAAAAGCGCUGGAAAAGUCAUUAAGAUCCGUGGAUACUGCCUCCUCUGGAGGUUUAUCCAACAGUGGUGCAUCAGCAAAACCAAAUUAUGACACAGCCAAGUCUGGUAGGCGUGCAGGUUUGGGCAGCUGCUGGUGUGCAACACGUCGGAGGGACAACCGCCAGAAUGAGAAAAGCUGCCUCAUCCGAGUCAGAUUAGAGGAGGACAGAGCACAAGAAUUCAAAACUAUUUUGGUGACUAAUCAAGAUCGUGUAUCUGAAGUUCUCAACAAAGCCAUCACCGCGCUCAAAUUUGAACCCGAGCGUCCUCAGCAAUUUGCUCUAGCACAGAUCAUUGAAUCAAAUAAAGUGCUCAUACUUCCGGCCGAUGCCAUCCUGUAUUACGCAAUGAACAAGAAAGUGAAUCACGACUUCAUCCUGAGAUUCACUGAAAGAAGAUCUUCAUGUCUAUGCAAGUUUUAGCUGCAAUGCUCGAGCCUCCUUCCCAAUGUGAAUCAAUGAGCUCUGGUGAGGAAGGGCGUUAGAGAGCUCACCGCCCUGAUUUUUGAGAGGUCGUAUGUAUUUUAUUUCCUUCUCCUCCUGUAAAUCGCUUGGUGCUCGACAUAGGAUUCACUAAUUAGACAUUUACACAUAACCACUUUAAAAUUAAAAUGGUUCAACAUCGAGGCUAUGCCAACAAUACCAGCCACAGAUGGAAGAGAAAAUCAUCUGAGUUCUUUGUCUAAGUUUGUUUCUAA
Molecule: messenger RNA, 3348 nt
Organism: Stegostoma tigrinum
Lineage: Eukaryota; Metazoa; Chordata; Chondrichthyes; Orectolobiformes; Stegostomatidae
Product: ral guanine nucleotide dissociation stimulator-like 1
Exons: 27
Coding region: 263-3073 (936 amino acids)
Biological process (GO): Ras protein signal transduction; positive regulation of GTPase activity
Cellular component (GO): plasma membrane
Molecular function (GO): guanyl-nucleotide exchange factor activity
Source: RefSeq, a predicted model, not a curated record